Messenger RNA from Orbilia oligospora ATCC 24927, 1056 nucleotides. RefSeq lists its product as uncharacterized. The record is from RefSeq and is a predicted model, not a curated record. The transcript is spliced from 3 exons. The coding region runs from base 1 to 1056 and encodes 351 amino acids. Lineage: Eukaryota; Fungi; Ascomycota; Orbiliomycetes; Orbiliales; Orbiliaceae.
AUGCACAAGCCUAUGCCCAUACGGAGGGUAAGCCCCUUGACCUGGGUCAUCGUAGCAAUCUUUUCCCUCGCUGGCGUCAUUUCAAUAUACCACGGUUUGGCAUCCUCGCAGAAGGAUACGAGCUUCUUCGAUCGCAUCAAUAUUAUCAAACCUUCAGAAGCGGAUACAACCCAAUCGGUACAACCGAACCAGAAUGUGACAGUACACGAUGAGCCAGAAGAAGAGGAAGACCGCCCGCUGGUCCUCUAUGCAUACCACGAAACCGAUAACGCCCGUGAAAACCUUCUUUUCUUUAUCAGGCACGGCCUUCAUGCUGAAGCGGAUUUCAUCUUCAUCCUUAACGGUCCCACCACCAUUAAAUCUUCGAUCCCGAUAAAUAAGCCAAAUAUCAGAAUUACUGAAAGGAAUAACACCUGCUUCGACCUUGGCGCGCAUGCAGAGGUGCUGAACAAGGAGAAUAAAUUUCUCAUCCAAAAAUAUAAGAAAUUCAUCUUGAUGAAUGCAUCGGUUCGAGGGCCUUUCUUGCCGACAUGGAGCAGAGAAUGUUGGACGGAUACUUUACUCGCCAAAGUCACGGAUAAAAACAAAUUAGUAGGAAUAAGUUACAACUGCAAUGAACCCCGCCACGUCCAAUCCAUGGUUCUCACCACUGACAGUAUCGGUCUCUCCCUUCUCUUUCCCAAAAUAAACCGCUGCUUUAAUACCCUUGGAAAUGCCGUUACCGGCGAAACUUCGAUUACAGGCGCCAUAACCCAGGGCGGAUACAAUGUCACCGCGCUCAUGACUGCUUUUAGGUCAUCUGAGGACUAUGCGAAUACCUGCACACACGGAGACAUAUAUUGGAAUAAAUCGUACUACGGAAUAACAGUACACCCGUAUGAAGUAAUGUUUCAGAAAGCGAACAGAGAUAACGACCCUGAUGUGUUAGCCCGAUUUACGGAGUGGACUGAUGGAAUGCAGUACAACAGUUGGACGGUUUGUAGGAGAGCAGCGAAUGUUAGGAAGGCGGUAAGGGAGAUGAAGAGGAUGGGCAGCGAGCUAGAUUUUGGGAUGUGA